AGAAAAUAUAUGCUCUGCUUGAAGGUAGUAGACUGGAGAGUUUCUACAAUAAAUUUCUUGAACUUGGUGUGAAAGAUGAGAAGGACUUCAUUGAUAGCAUUGAUGAUGAAACCUUAAAAGAAAUGGGGUUAAGUCAAGUGGAGAAGAAGAGAUUUGAAAUUAUGCGGACACGCAUUGGAAAGCUUGGAAACGUUAAAAAGUCAAUGCAGAAUUUCAGUGUGAAAUACACAUUCCCCAAAUGUUCUGAGCUCCGGGAGAUCAAUGACAUGGAUCCAUCUCAGAACACACUGGAGGAUCUGAUGCUCCGGAUUGCCAUUCAGGAAAACAUCGGAACUGACAAAGCUGUGUGUCUAUACACAGUGGAUGGAAUGCCUUUGACAGAUGAUUCUUUCUUCAACACAUGGUGUUUCAAUGACAGACACAUUGAAAACGGAAAUGAGAUUUAUGCCAUAUUCACACCCAAGGAGAACAUACAGACUCCAGUUAAAAGCAACCCACAGUCCAGACAGGUCCCUGGGGCUGACACUGUCCGGUGCCACAUCAUGCUCAAGGGAGACUAUGAAAUCAAAGUAAACUUGGACACAGACAACCUACAAGACCUGAGAAAAGAGCUGUCUAAUGAAACAGGAAUACCAGCACAUGUCCUGCAUGCCAAAGAUGAGGAAGAAGGUGGUGGCACACCCUUGAAAGAUCUUGGCAUCAGCAGUCAGUCAAUUCUGCAUUUCUCCCUUUCGUCACUCAAUGACAAGUAUCAGGAUAAGGCAGUGUUCUUCAACAGUGAUAUUUCAGCUUCCAUCCCACAGACAAAGACAGGAAUGAGUGUUUUCUUCUCAGCCUUAUAUGCCAUUCACAUGCAGCAUUCAGAUGAGCAGUUUCUGAAGGUCAUCGCAUACAUACGGAAGCUCACCGGAUGCAAUGCAUUAGCCCUGGCUUUAUAUCAGAUAAUGUGCAAGGGUGAAUUUGGGACCAGGAACCAGAAGAUUGCAGUCGUGGAGGGACUCUACCUUCUCUUCAGAGAACUGUUACCCAGUUUAACCAAGAGGAAUGGUCUGAGGGUGAUUGAAGAUCAUGAGGUUUUUGAAUACUCAACAAUUUGCUGGGCCUACCUGAUGUCUCAAGCUGAGGAAAACAGCCAACAUUCGGAAGUAUAUGCUGCAAUGCGGCUGACAUGUGAAGGAUCAGGCAGUAACCUAUGUGAGCCAGUUCAGAUUCCUGGGAUCGCAUCCGUUUAUGAGAGAGCAUUUAUUCUGGACAAAAUAAGGGAUGAACAAAGAAUUCCAAAUUGCACUGAAGACAGCCUAAAGGAAACAUCACUCCAGAGGGCCAGAAAUAUUGAGAAGAUUUUACUGAGCCUUCCUCGCCAGACUCAGUACUUUCACCAGUGGAUCGCCUAUGAUUGUGGUCAUGGUCACAACUUUCAGGUCAAUCCAGAGAAGACAUAUGAGGAGAUGGCUGAUGGGUUGUCAGCGUAUUCUCACCUGGAACUGACUCCACCUUUGCAACUGAAGAAUUUAGGAAUGGAAGGGCCCCGUCUCAUUCUCAUAGACGAAGAUAACUGUGCAGUUUAUCUGAGACAAAACAAAGGACAACAAUCACUGGUCCAGGUUUUUGAUUGUCUCGCCGGGAAAGAAAAGGCUGUCGAUGUGAUUGAACUGGCAAAUCGACUCAAAGAUGCCAGAACAGACCAGACAUACAAAAUCGGUGGGGUGCCAGAAGAGGCAAUAAUGGUUCUUGUUGAUGCAAGCUCUUCAAUGGCGGAUGUAUGCUACGAACAGGAUCAGACACGGAGCAGGAUGGAUGUUGUGAAGCAGCUCUUCCUGGCUUUCAUGGCAAGGACCAGCGCAUACUCAUUUCAUCAUAUCAUUGGUCUGGUUAAGUUUGGAGGAUGCUGCCUGGACUUUCAUGAGUUCACAGAGACUGUUGGAGUUUUUCAGAGGUAUGUCAACAGUCUUGAAGCCUGUGGAUGCACUCCCCUGUACGAUGCCUUGAAUCUUGGAAUUUCCAAGCUGAGCGAUGUCAAGAAGAAAUUUCCAGACUGCAGACUCCGCAUGCUGUGCCUCAGUGAUGGGAAUGAUGAAGGUUCUAGCCGUGAUCCUGUCAAAGUUGCAGUCAGGCUGAUUGACGCCCACAUUGUAGUGGACACUGUCAUCCUUGGAGGAGAGGAAAACAGUGUCCUGCAUGGAAUCAGCAAUGUGACAGGAGGUUGCUGUUUCAAACCAGAGAUGGGUAAAGAGGCAUUAAAACUCUUUGAAAUGGAAACUGUCCUGUCUUUGAAAGGAAGGAAACUGAAGAAAAAACAUGUGGCAUCCUCUAUCAAAGGACUGGCUGAUUUGUCUGGCAUUUUGCAAGGAAAGGGCUAUGACAAGGAACCGGAGGUUUUACUCCCUAAAGAGGUCAAUGACAAAGUGACGUUGCCACUAAUUGCUUUGCAUAAUGCACCCAAGCAAACCAAAAUGAUGAGCAGGGAGAGACGAAUUCUGGAUGAGCUGAGGAGUCUGCACGUGGAUCCCCAUCCGUACUGCACAGUGUUUCCCUCUGAGACCGACUUCAGUUUCUGGAAGAUUCUGAUGUCGGGGCCUCCUGAUACACCAUAUGAAAAAGGAAAUUUUGAGCUCUACUGCCAAUUUGGGGCAGAUUACCCCCUCAAACCCCCUCAAGUGCGUUUCCUCACUCCUAUCCACCACUGCAAUGUGAACAGUAUCGGACGUAUCUGUCACAAUAUAUUUGAUCGGAACUACUCUGCAAACGUAACAAUGAAAGAGAUUCUGGAUUCAGUGUUUGGACUCUUGAUCGCAGCUGAGCCGGAUGAUCCUUUGGACAGGUAAACUACUCAGGUGUAUGUAUCAGCCUCUCAGCCUGAAUCACGGUCUGUUUCCUGACUUCCGACUGUCAUGGUUUUAGCCGGCUCCGUUAUUUUACGGGUAUUGCAGGUGCAUCUGCUCUAAUUAAGGCCUGUCUUCCCUCGACUCUGGGCUUUUUAGUGUCACUUCCUGUAA
This is a messenger RNA of Conger conger (European conger), 2996 nucleotides long. RefSeq lists its product as uncharacterized. The transcript is spliced from 21 exons. Gene Ontology annotation, biological process: protein polyubiquitination. The record is from RefSeq and is a predicted model, not a curated record. Bases 123 to 2825 code for a protein of 900 amino acids. Gene Ontology annotation, cellular component: nucleus. Gene Ontology annotation, molecular function: ubiquitin conjugating enzyme activity. NCBI's taxonomy places the organism in Eukaryota, Metazoa, Chordata, Actinopteri, Anguilliformes, Congridae.